AUGGAAGACGAUUAUGAUGUUUAUGCCACAUUGAAGAUUCUCAUCAUCGGUGAGAGUGGAGUUGGAAAAUCCAGUUUCCUCAUGAGAUUUGCUGAGAACAAAUUUCACCCCGACCAGUCUGCCACCAUUGGGAUUGACUUCAAAAUAAAAUGCAUCCGCGUAGAAGGGGAGAAAAUAAAACUUUCAAUAUGGGACACAGCGGGUCAAGAAAGAUUUCGAACUCUUACGCCAAGUUUCUAUCGCAACGGUCAGGGAUGCAUUCUAGUAUAUGACGUAACAAAAUACACAACAUUCGCCAAGUUGGACGAGUGGCUAAAUGAACUUGAUUCGCACUCCACAAAGAAAGAUAUUGUCAAGUUACUCGUCGGAAACAAAAUCGACAAAGAACCCAGAGAAGUGACUGAAGAGGAUGGCUUGAGGUUCGCCAGCAAGCACAAUAUGAUGUUCACCGAAGCAAGUGCAAAAACAAUGGAAGGUGUCCAACUAGCCUUUGAAGAACUGGUUGUUAGGAUACUUCAAACUCCCGGUUUAUGGGAGCCUAAUGAAAAAGGAGGAAUACAAAUACAUCGCAAAAGUCAUUCCUCUGAAGAAAAUAGCUGUGCGUGCUGA
Helobdella robusta is the source of this 609-nucleotide messenger RNA. RefSeq lists its product as hypothetical. The record is from RefSeq and is a predicted model, not a curated record. The coding region runs from base 1 to 609 and encodes 202 amino acids. The transcript has 7 exons. Lineage: Eukaryota; Metazoa; Annelida; Clitellata; Rhynchobdellida; Glossiphoniidae. Gene Ontology annotation, molecular function: GTP binding; GTPase activity.